AUGGGAGUGCCAGCAUUAUUCAGAUGGCUUUCCAAAAAAUACCCCAAGAUUAUAUCCCCAGUGAUAGAGGAAGACGAGCAUGAAAUAGGAGGAGCAAAAUAUGAAGAUCCUAAUCCAAAUGGAGAGAUUGACAAUUUGUAUUUAGAUAUGAAUGGUAUUGUUCAUCCAUGUUCACACCCGGAGCAUAAAAGACCUCCAGAAACUGAGGAUGAGAUGUUUUUGGAUAUUUUUACAUACACAGAUCGAGUGCUAAUGAUGGCACGUCCUAGAAAAGUUCUCAUGAUUGCAGUCGAUGGAGUUGCACCAAGAGCUAAAAUGAAUCAACAGAGAGCAAGAAGGUUUAGAUCUGCUCAGGAUGCCAAAUUCAAGCAAAUGGCUAUUGAUAAGGAAAUACGGGAGAAGGAAGCCCGUGGAGAGAUGAUCAACGAUGCAAUCAAGGGUAAAAAGCAAUGGGAUUCAAACGCUAUUACUCCAGGAACUCCUUUCAUGGAUCGACUAGCCGAGGCUUUGAGGUAUUGGGUUGCAUAUAAACUAAGCACCGAUCCUGGGUGGGCCAAUUUGCAAGUUAUUAUUAGUGAUGCUACAGUACCCGGAGAAGGUGAGCAUAAGUUGAUGAGCUUUAUUCGUUCGCAGCGAUCUGACCCUCAAUACAAUCCAAACACCAAGCACUGCAUAUAUGGUUUAGAUGCAGAUUUGAUUUUCCUUGGUUUGGCCACUCAUGAACCACAUUUUAGGGUAUUGAGAGAGGAUGUUUUUGCCAAUCAACAAAGACACAUGACAGUAUCCGACCAUGUGGGGAUGUCCAAGGAUCAACUUUCAUUGAUUGAAGAAAGAGAUAAAAAGAAGCCGUUCUUGUGGUUACAUGUCAACGUUUUGAGAGAAUACUUGGCGAUUGAAUUGUACAAUCCACAAAUUUCAUUUCCCUUUGAUUUGGAGAGGGCGAUUGACGAUUGGGUUUUUAUUUGUUUUUUUGCUGGUAACGAUUUCUUGCCUCAUUUACCGAGUUUGGAUGUGCGGGAUAAUGGUAUUGAUACUCUAGUCGGUUGUUGGAAAAAAUGUCUUCCUCGGUUGCGUGAUUACUUGACGUGUGAUGGAAAGUUGAACUUGCAAAGUGUUGAGGUUCUUUUGGGUGAUUUGGCUAUCAAAGAAGAUGAGAUUUUCAGAAACAGAUUUGCGAUGGAAAAAAGAAGGGAAGAUAACCGUAAAAGGCGGAAGGUUGCAGAGGAGCAAGAUAAGGCAUUGAAAAGUGUAUACAUGUCACAAGUCACCAAGGGAAAAGACAAAGCUCCUGUUGUUCCAGAUAAGAAUUUACCACUAAUGGACACAAGUGGGAAUGUAGUGGAAGGUCACGCACAAUUGUCGAAUAAGGAUAUUGUUCAAAACAGGGAUACAAUUGCACUCGCAGGUAUGGCUAAUAACGAUGCGGCUGCUGCACUCAAGAAAUUGAUUGAUUCAAAGAAACAACUUAAUGAGAUUACCCCAAUAGAGAGUGAAUCUAGUGCUGUGUCCACUCCUGCGUCAAAUGGUGGUACUGACCUGGAAGAGCCUCAGCAAGUGAAUUUCAAGAAAAGACAAGUUGAUGUUGAUAUUUAUGAUGAACCUGUUGAUGAUAUUCGAUUACAUGAACCAGGAUAUCAAAAACGUUAUUACCAAGUUAAGUUUCAUUGCAAAACCGAUGAAGAGGUGGAACAGGUGAGACGUAAUGUAGUCAAGAGCUAUAUUGAGGGAAUAUCAUGGGUGGCAUUGUACUAUUAUCAAGGGUGUCCAUCUUGGACAUGGUUCUAUCCGUACCACUAUGCUCCAUUUGCAUCUGAUAUGACCAACUUGGACGAAUUGUUCCCUGAUGGUAUCAAGUUUGACUUGGGUGAGCCAUUCAGACCAUAUGAGCAAUUGAUGUCAGUUCUUCCUGCUGCUUCGAGUCAUGCUUUACCAGAAGUGUUUCACGCAUUGAUGAAAGAUCCCGAUAGUGAAAUUAUUGAGUUCUACCCAGAAGAGUUUGAAAUUGAUAUGAAUGGGAAGAAAAUGAGCUGGCAGGGGAUACCAUUAUUGCCAUUCAUAGAUGAGAAGAGAUUGCUAGAUGCUGUUCAAGGAAAGUAUGAAGAGUUGACUGAGUACGAAAAGGAAAGAAACACAAACAAACAGGCCGAGCUAUUCAUAUCAAACGAAAAUAAAAACUAUAAAAAGUUUACUGAAGCUUUUUAUAAAGAUGAGUUGGACUCUAUCAAGUUUCCAUUUGCGAAAAGUAGCUUGUCGGGGUUGGCUAUAAAGUUCCCACCAUUUGAUCCAAGUGGUACAUUCAAGUUUCCCUUGAAGGAAGGCAAUAUGCCAAAUAUUGACAACAAAGACUAUUUGCAGGUGGAGUAUCACUUUCCAGAAAAGGCAUGGGGAAAGUCCAUGAUUUUGAAUGGAUAUAUCCCCGCGGUACCGGCUUUAUCCACGGCUGAUCGAAACGAAGUUCUUUACCAACUUCUGUCAAAUGAUAUGCGUGGUACGAAUCGUGGAUUCAAUAACAACUUUCAAGCUAGUAAUUACGUCAACAAUGGACCUCAAGGAAAGGAGGUUUUCAAAAUGUACUCUAUGAGAAGAGGCGGCUAUCGUUCCAGCUUGCAACACUUGAAAGAUGGGAAUAAGAAUGAUAGAGUACCAAAUGGGGGUAGUGCCAAUCCAUACGGGGUACAAAACCGUUCCGGACACUCAGUUUAUGGCCAAAAUGUUUAUGGCCAACCACAAUUGUAUAAUAACGUUUAUGGCAAUAUGCAAAGACAAACAUAUCCAAGCCAAGGUGCAGCUUACAAUCAGUUUGCUCAAGCGUCGACAUACCAACCACGGGGUGGAAACAAUGGAGCUCAUGGUGGGUACUAUCCACCACCUGGUUCUGCUGGUAGAAAUGGCUAUAGAUAA
Messenger RNA from Lodderomyces parapsilosis, 2901 nucleotides. RefSeq names its product ssRNA exonuclease (gene RAT1). Gene Ontology annotation, molecular function: 5'-3' RNA exonuclease activity; RNA binding. The coding region runs from base 1 to 2901 and encodes 966 amino acids. The record is from RefSeq and is a predicted model, not a curated record. The transcript has a single exon. NCBI's taxonomy places the organism in Eukaryota, Fungi, Ascomycota, Pichiomycetes, Serinales, Debaryomycetaceae. Gene Ontology annotation, biological process: nuclear-transcribed mRNA catabolic process. Gene Ontology annotation, cellular component: nucleus.